Molecule: messenger RNA, 1047 nt
Organism: Pocillopora damicornis (cauliflower coral)
Lineage: Eukaryota; Metazoa; Cnidaria; Anthozoa; Scleractinia; Pocilloporidae
Product: RYamide receptor-like
Biological process (GO): G protein-coupled receptor signaling pathway
Cellular component (GO): plasma membrane
Molecular function (GO): G protein-coupled receptor activity
Source: RefSeq, a predicted model, not a curated record
AUGAAAGCAACACAUUAUCACGUUACCCCGUUAAUCUACUUUGUCUACGUCUUCACAUUUGUUUUGUCUCUGGUGGGUAACUCGGUCAUCAUUCACAUCAUACGAAAAGAUCGCACCAUGAGAACCACCACAAAUUGGUUAAUACUCAGCCAAGCGUGCGUCGAUCUCUACUUAACAAUGAUAAAUUUAUUGCACGUUUUUGUCCCCUUUUAUGAUUUUAAGACGCUAACUCAUCUUUGGAUUGGUGGGGUCUUUGGACAAAUCACAUGCAAGUCCUAUUUGGCAAGUGUGGUUAUUUCACCGGUCUUUACAGGGUGGAUCCUGGUACCUAUAGCUGUCGAACGCUUCUACGCAGUCAUAAGACCUUUCAAAUCAUCGCCAAUUUCUCAGCACUUGAAGAAAACUAUCAUGUCAGUGUACACUUGGUCUGUCGCUUGUUCAGUAAACGUCAUGGUGAAUGGAGUCGUCGUGGAAAUCGACAAAUACCAUUACUGUGGUUUGCCAUCUGGAUUGACACGUAUUGACAUAAUUUUGAGCACUUUCAACAUCUCCGUUAUUCUGCUCAUCAUAAUGGUCCUCUACACGGUCGUCUGCCAUAAACUUUGGUCGCGUGGAGUCCCAAUAGAGGGUAUCAAUCAAAAUCAAAGACACGUUGAAUCAAACAAGAAAACAGCAAAAAAAGUAACUUCGAUGAUGAUUACUGUUGUUGUCUUAUACAUACUCUGUUGGUUUCCACUUGGUGUAUUGCUGAUUCUGAAUUACCAUGGUAUUGUACACAUAAGUUUAAACGUAUAUUUCUUCGUUACAUGGUUAACGGUUGCGUUCAGUGGUACUAAUCCUUACGUUUAUUUUGCCUUUGCUCAAACGUUCAGGCAGGCGUUUAAAAGGAAGUUUGAUAAUUUCUAUAGAAAAUGCAAGAUUGACAGUGUUCUUCAUUGCUCUAACGUUCGGUCCGAAAGGGUCGACUUAGAGUCGAUCGAAAGGCGUAAUUAAGGCAUUUCAUCCUCAGAGUAACUGGCCGCUCUGCUGCAAGAAACGAUCCCUUGG